Aspergillus heteromorphus CBS 117.55 is the source of this 1332-nucleotide messenger RNA. Its product is annotated as Clavaminate synthase-like protein. The transcript has 5 exons. The record is from RefSeq and is a predicted model, not a curated record. Gene Ontology annotation, molecular function: oxidoreductase activity. NCBI's taxonomy places the organism in Eukaryota, Fungi, Ascomycota, Eurotiomycetes, Eurotiales, Aspergillaceae. Bases 122 to 1114 code for a protein of 330 amino acids.
CCCCUCUUCGGCAGUCAUCCCUCUCUUCAAAUCAUCAAAAGCAUUAAUCUAACUCCCCUCCUCCCCGUCUGAUCAUUAAUAUCAUCCCUUGUUUCUUAUCAUCAUCAUCAUCAUCUACACCAUGGCAGCCCUAACACAACAACCCCCCGCCUCCAUCCCCAUCGACAUCUUCCCCGACGGCCUCAAGACCACCGGCCAACACCCCCCCCUCUACGACCACAUCCGGCCCUUCGAUCGAUUUCCCAAGGAGAUCACCGGCCCGACCGUCUGGAAGCCCGAGGACUACAGCGACAGCCCGGAGAAAUGGACGCAUCGGUUCACCCCCGAGGAGAUCGAGGAGCUGUCGAUCGCGUCGGAUGAGUUUCUCAGAGCGAAGAUCCCCAUGACGGGGAUUAGCAAGUCCAACUUCCCCCUCCCCACCCUGGCCGCCCGCCUACACACCCUCCGCGCCGACCUCCUCGACGGCAAAGGCUUCAUCCUAUUCAAAGGCUUCCCCGUCGAGAAAUGGGGUAACCACAAGUCCGCCAUCGCGUACAUGGGUCUGGGCACGUACCUGGGCUACUUCGUCAGCCAGAACAGUCGCGGCCAUGUCCUCGGCCAUGUCAAGGAUCUAGGCGAGGAUCCCACCCAGAUUGAUUCCGUCCGCAUUUAUCGGACGAAUGCGAGACAAUUCUUCCACGCUGACGACUCCGACAUCGUCGGCCUCCUGUGCAUCCACCGUGCCCUGGAGGGCGGCGAAUCCGACCUGGUGUCCUCGCACCACGUCUACAACACGCUGGCCCGCGAGCGCCCUGACGUGCUGAAGACCCUCACCGAGCCGAUCUGGUACUUCGAUCGCAAGGGCGAGACCAGCAAAGGCGAGGACGAGUAUAUCCGCACCAGCGUGGUGUAUCUCGAGCGGGGCGAGAACGCGCGCGUUUAUACGAAAUGGGACCCCUACUACGUCCGCAGCCUCACGCCCCCGACCCCCCGCAGACAUCUCAUGCGUCUGUGGCUCGCCACGCCGGAGAAUGAGGGCGGCUGGAAGUUGCCGUUUUGGGAUAGUAAUGAGAAGAAGAGGGGCGGGAUUCAGGUCGAUGAUCAGGCGCCGGUGGCGCCGUUGGAUGCGGAGUGAUUUCUCUCUCUCUUCCCCCCCUCGCCCCCCUUCUUUCUCUGUGUGUAUUUGUGAGGGAGGGGAGAUGGGAUAGGGGGGGUUGUGUGUUUUAGCUUAUACCAUAUUUGCGUUUUUCUCGGAUGUGUUAGAUAUACUACUAGUGAGAUCAUCAUGGGGAUGGCGAUGAUUGAAUUAUGUUAUGUUAUGUUAUGUUAUGAUAUGUAUGUUUUGUAAACCUC